GAGCGGGUGGGCGCUGGAGCUCCCGUCUACAUGGCGGCCGUGUUGGAGUACCUGACGGCCGAGAUCCUGGAGCUGGCGGGCAACGCGGCCCGCGACAACAAGAAGACGCGCAUCAUCCCCCGCCACCUGCAGCUCGCCAUCCGCAACGACGAGGAGCUCAACAAGCUGCUGGGCAAGGUGACGAUCGCGCAGGGCGGCGUGCUGCCCAACAUCCAGGCCGUGCUGCUGCCCAAGAAGACCGACAGCCAUAAGGCGAAAGCCAAGUAGAUCUCAUCUGACUAACAACCCAAAGGCUCUUUUCAGAGCCACCCACAUCUUCCUAGAAAGAGCAGGAACGCUUGAUCCCGGGAAUACACGCUGUAUUGAUAUAUCUGAAAACUUGAAAUCUUAAGGGGUGGGGUCUAUAAUGUUAUGUGUCUCUGGGCUCUGCUUUGAUGUUCUGUAACUUCCUCCCUUUUUUCCUAGAAGUUACUUAUGUAAGCGUGCAUCAGUUAACCUUUUUGAAAAAAAUCAAUAAAAGGCAGCGGUUGCCACGGAUGAAAUCGGUCACCGCUGUAUGGUUUGAGAA
Molecule: messenger RNA, 568 nt
Organism: Zonotrichia albicollis (white-throated sparrow)
Lineage: Eukaryota; Metazoa; Chordata; Aves; Passeriformes; Passerellidae
Source: RefSeq, a predicted model, not a curated record